AUGGAUAAAACACCAUUUACAUUACUGCCUAUUGGAACUGGUUCAGUAAAUACCUCUGACACGUCAACAGAAGGCCACUCUGUGUUUUCCCAGACUGAACACAAUAUAGUUGCAGCCUAUCUGAUUACAGCAGGGGUCAUAAGUAUUUUAAGUAAUAUUAUAGUCCUGGGAAUCUUUGUGAAAUAUAAGGAACUCAGAACAGCAACAAAUGCCAUUAUUAUUAACCUGGCAUUUACCGAUAUUGGAGUCAGCGGGAUUGGUUAUCCAAUGUCUGCUGCAUCUGAUCUUCAUGGAAGCUGGAAAUUUGGAAAUGUAGGAUGUCAGAUUUAUGCUGGCUUAAAUAUAUUUUUUGGAAUGGCAAGCAUAGGACUACUGACGGUUGUUGCUAUUGAUCGCUAUCUGACGAUCUGCAGACCUGACAUAGGAAGAAGAAUUACAGGUUACCACUACACAGCUCUGAUUUUGGCUGCAUGGAUAAAUGCGGUCUUCUGGUCUGUAAUGCCCAUAGUGGGCUGGUCAAGUUAUGCACCUGAUCCUACUGGAGCCACUUGCACAAUUAACUGGAGAAAAAAUGAUGCGUCCUUUGUUUCUUAUACAAUGAGUGUAGUAGCCAUAAAUUUUGUUGCACCUCUGAUUGUGAUGUUUUACUGCUAUUACAAUAUAUCUCGCAUCAUGAAAGGUUACGAAAGCAGAAAAAGCCUUGAGGGCAGCAAUGCCAACUGGUCAGAUGAAGCCGAUGUAACAAAGAUGUCUGUGGUGAUGAUAGUUAUGUUUCUGGUGGCCUGGUCUCCUUAUUCCAUCAUCUGCUUAUGGUCCUCCUUUGGUGAUCCCAAAAAAAUAUCUCCAGCAAUGGCUAUUAUAGCUCCUCUCUUUGCCAAGUCUUCAACCUUCUACAACCCCUGCAUUUAUGUCAUUGCGAAUAAAAAGUUCAGAAGAGCAAUCAUCUCCAUGCUGCAGUGCAAGUCAAGGCAGGAAAUGUCUCUAGGCAACCAGUUCCCAAUGAGUGUCUCCCAAAGCACCCUGACAUCAUAG
Messenger RNA from Bombina bombina (fire-bellied toad), 1032 nucleotides. It is a transcript of the gene RRH, whose product is annotated as retinal pigment epithelium-derived rhodopsin homolog. The transcript is spliced from 7 exons. Gene Ontology annotation, biological process: G protein-coupled receptor signaling pathway; visual perception. Lineage: Eukaryota; Metazoa; Chordata; Amphibia; Anura; Bombinatoridae. The record is from RefSeq and is a predicted model, not a curated record. The coding region runs from base 1 to 1032 and encodes 343 amino acids. Gene Ontology annotation, cellular component: membrane; photoreceptor outer segment. Gene Ontology annotation, molecular function: G protein-coupled receptor activity.